Messenger RNA from Chara braunii, 3626 nucleotides. The record is from the annotation of a GenBank genome assembly. Lineage: Eukaryota; Viridiplantae; Streptophyta; Charophyceae; Charales; Characeae.
GAGGGGAGUGGCCAGGUUGAGAGGAUGUUGUUAAGCAAAGAGGCAUGUUGGGAAACGAAAAGCAGUUAAAACUCAUGCUGGCCAAGUGGGUGAAAGAUUUUUCUUUUGCCGCGUUGAGCAUUCAUCUGUUUGUGACGUCCGAUAGAUAUCAUGUGAUGCUUCCUCAGCAAAUGUUCACGGCAUCAACGCGGCAGGUCUUUCAAGUGCCUAUGUUCACUUCAAACCAGGAGGCUACAUUGUGUUGUUCGCGGUGUGCGUGUCGCUUCGUUCAGUUCCCGGUUUGCACCUUGCAUUCCUGGAUUACAAUACAGAAUGGCCAAGGGUGUAGAUGCCUGGACUGCAGGUGCGGCAAUUGUCCGUCGACACUUUGUGUUCCUUUUAAACCUGGAGGAUGCUGUUUUGCUUGCAACAGGCAUGCCAGUUCGGCCAGUUUACGAGCAUCCUCACUGUCAUGCUAGGACUUCCCUGCAUGUACCUGACCGCAAAUGUGGACAGCUUCGGACGUGUCCCUGGAGGAUGCUGUGUUGCUUGCAACAGGCAUGUCAGUUCGGCCAGCUUAGGAGCAUCCUCACUGUCAUGCUAGGACUUCCCUGCAUGUACCUGACUGCAAAUAUGGACAGCUUCGGACGUGUCUGACUUGAAAAGUCCUGGUGUGAGUAUGCCCUUAGCUCCGCACUUUCACUUGCGGAGAUUGCAGCAGAAUGCCCAGCUGAGCAACAUGAGAGAAAGUUGGUGGAAUGGUGGACAAGUCUGCCAGAGGAUGGCUUGUAUUGGCAAUCUAUCUGGUUGUCUCAAUCGUCUGCAUGGAGAACGAGUUGUGUGCCAGUGCAGGUCGUUGCGAGCUCAAUGUGCAGCUCAACAGGAGACGAUGGUUAGCUGCUUUCGUGAGAGGAUGGUUUAUUUUGGCGAUGUCAUUGGCUAGCUGGUUGUCUGCACGGCGAACGAGCUGAGCGCUAGUAGAGGCGGUUGUGACAUGAAUCUGCAGCUCAGAGGCGGUUGCGACAUGAAUCUGCAGCUCAACAGGUGAAGAUGGCUAGCUUCUUCCGUGAGAGGGUGGUUUGUAUAGGCGAUCUUAUUGGCUAGCUGCUUGUCUGCACGGAGGACGAGCUGAGAGCUAGCAGUGGCGGUUGCGACACGGAUCUGGAGCUCAACAGGAGAAGAUAGCCACUUGCGUCUGCGAGAGGACGGGUUUGUGUUGGCAAUCUCAUUGGCUAGCUUCUUGUCUGCACAGAGAACGCGCUAAGCGCUAGAAGAGGCGGUUGUGAUGUGAAUCUCCAGCUCAACAGGAGGAGGUGGCUAGCUGCAUCUGUGAGAGGACGGUUUGUAUCGGCGAUCUCAUUGGCUAGCUCCUUACGUAGUUGCGACAUGAAUCUGCAGCUCAACAGGAGAAGGUGGCUACCUGCUUCUGUGAGAGGACAGUCUGUAUUGGGGCUCAUUGGGUAGCUGCAAGGAGGACGAGCUGCACGCUAGUAGAGGUGGUUGUGAUGUGAAACUGCAGCUCAACAGGAGAAGAGGGCUUGCUGCUUCUUGAGUUGAGGGUUUGUGCUGCCGAUCUCGUUGGGUAGCUGCUUGUGUGCACGGAGAACAAGCUUCGGGCUCCUCCUCCUCUGGGAGAAGGGGGGAUAGACGGUUUGCGAGAUGAAUCUGCAGCUCAACAGUAGAGGAUGGCUUGCUGCUUCUGUGAGUUGCUUGGAUAGACGGUUGCGACAUGGAUGUGCAGCUCAACAUGAGAAACUGGCGAGCUACUGCUGUGCACAACCAAGAACAGGUUGCGUGCCAGGAGCAUCUGCCGCACAACACAGAACAUGGCUUCGCUGGAAACUUAAAGAAUAUCCAAUGGGGGCUGUUUGUAUUUAGUUCACCCCUGAUUGUACUGAGGGGGAUGGUGUAUAGCAGACAGACAGGCAGAGAGGACGAGACAGAUCAUAAUCUGGGACACGCGUUGGACGGGCAAGGGAAGAUGGCUUAUAUUGAGCAUCAGAAGGAUGAGAACGCCCAUUGCUGGCAGUAAUGGUAUAGAAAGCUCCUUCAAGCGGAAUGUGGAUGGUGCUACAUGCUGUCGUGUAUGGCGACGGCUGAGGAACUACUUACGCUGUCAGUGAGUGCUUCGCUCUCUCAGUUUGCUUCCCAGUACCUCUCCAAAUUUCCUCAUUUUCUUGUGUAGCUCAGACGUUAGUAGUUAUUGUUUUGAAGGAUUCAUCUUCAGUUAGUGUAAUUUUCCUAGUCAUAGCAUAGUGUUCUGUAACUGGUCCUGGAAUGUAUGUAAGGAACUGGUCUUGACUUAUUGCAUAACCGACCCGAGGAUGGAUUCUCGACGAUCCUGAACUGAUGGGCAAGGUAAUGAUCGUGACUGGUCGCGGAACAGUUAGAGGAACCGAUCUUGACUGACUGUAGAAACAACCAUGGAGCGAACUCGGACUUAUGCACCCACUCAUGUUGGGAAUGAUCCUGACCGGUCGUGGAACUGAUCCUGGAACUGGCCCUGGAACUGGUCCUGGAACUUGUCUUGCAACAGGUCCUGGAACGGGUCCUGGAAUGGGUCCUGGAACUCAUCUUGAGGGAAAGGAUCCUGACUGGUCCUGGAACUGCCCCUGGAACUGCCCCUGAAACCGGUCCUGGAACUGGUCUUGGAACUAGUCUUGGAACAGGUGCUGGAACAGGUCUGGAACUCAUGUUGAGGAAAACGAUCCUGACUGGUCCUGGAACUGCCCCAGGAACUGGUCUUGGAACUGGUCCUGGAAUGGGUCCUGGAAUGGGUCCUGGAACUCAUCUUGAGGGAAAGGAUCCUGACUGGUCCUGGAACUGCCCCUGGAACCGGUCCUGGAACUGGUCCUAGAACUAGUCCUGGAACAGGUCCUGGAACAGGUCUGGAACUCAUGUUGAGGGAAACAAUCCUGACUGGUCCUGGAACGUGGGUCUGGGAACUGGUCUUGGAACUGGUCCUGGAACGGGUCCUGGAAGAGGUCUGGAACUCGUGUUGAGGGAAACGAUCCUGACUGGUCCUGGAACUGCCCCUGGUCUUGGAAUUGGUCCUGGAACAGCAAACGAGUCCUGGAACGGGUCCUGGAAGAGGUCUAGAACUCAUGUUGAGGGAAACGAUCCUGACUGGUCCUGGAACGCGGGUCUGGGAACUCGUGAUGAGGGAAACGGUCCAAACUGGUUCUGGAACUGGUUGUGGAACGGAUUGGGGAACUCGUGUCGAGGGAAAUGAUCCGGACUGGUCCUGAUACUGUUCCUGGAAUGGGUCUGGGAACCAAUCCGUAGUCAUUGAGGAACGCGUCGUGAAGAGUACAUCAAGCACCUGGUGGUGAACAAGGUCAACGCGGGAAGUGCAUUCUUGUUGCAUUGCUGGACCAGUGCAGAGGUUGAGGGCUCAAAUCCCUUUUCGGGGCAGAACUUGUUUACUUCAGAUGUGUAGGUCGCUGGUCUGGGUGACAUAGAAUGCUGUGCACUUUAUUCUCCGCACACCAGGUGAAAUCGGCACACUCGUAUCUCUUACCUUGAAAUUGCCACAAGCGUUUCCAUUCAGAGAUUAAUAGGUAGUCGUAUUCCUGCUGUUCGCUCAGCCUGCGACGGUAGGAAGGCAUUCAUUAUCAGUGGCACAAAGUUAUUGGGCUUUCGAUGGC